Acanthocheilonema viteae is the source of this 1332-nucleotide messenger RNA. NCBI's taxonomy places the organism in Eukaryota, Metazoa, Nematoda, Chromadorea, Rhabditida, Onchocercidae. The record is from the annotation of a GenBank genome assembly.
CAUUCAAAGGUGCGAGAACGUUACGAAGCAUUAACACAAUCGUUGAAAAGUCGUGUUAGCAUUGAUAGUGAUUACAAAGAAAAAGUGCGGGAACUCGGAGCUGAGCUGAAAAGGCUAAAGGCAGAAAUUGAGAAGUUGAUGGUCGAAAAGGGAAAGCAAGAAUCUGAUUUGGCGUUAGCUGCCGAGAAAUUAUCUGAGCUUGAACAGGAACGUAGUACAUUUGCUGCUUCGCUAAAUAAAAAUUCAAACAAGCGUUUGGUGGUAGAAGGCGAAACGUUCGGAAUAAUAUUAGUAUCGUUGCAUGUCUCCGUACUAUUGCUGGAAAAAGAACGAAACGAUAAAGAUGCUGAAUUGGAUAUUUUGAAGACAAAAAUGAUAAAUAUUAACGAUAAAAAUGAAAACAAAGAUGGCAUCAUAAAUUCAUUAAAGGCAGAGAUUGCUACUUUGAAAGAAGUAACAGCUAAUAUGAACAAAUCAAAUGAUGAAACUUCAGUUGUUUUGAAUUGUUUGGCCAAAAAGAAAUCAGAUCUUGAACAAUAUAUUUCUCGACUGGAAAAAGAACGAGAUGAUAAAGAUGUUGAAUUGAAUGUUUUGAAAAUGGAAAUGAUAAAUAUUGCGGAUAAAAGCAAAAACAAGGGGGGAACCACAAAUUCAUCGGAUGCUGAGCAUGGUAUCAACAACGUAAAUAUUAUACGUAAUGAACAAUAUGAAAAGGAAAUUAAUGCUUUGAAAGAAGAAAAAAACCAAGCUAUUAGCCAGAUAAAUUUGCUGAAAUUAGAGAUCCUUGGAUUAUCGAAGAAACAAGCAGAAAAUGAAGGAGUGGUUUUAGAAGCAAAACAGCGGAAUACUUUAUUUGUCGAUUUUGAAGAAGAGUGGAAGAACAAAGAAAACGCAUAUGUACAGGAAAUACAAGAAUUGAAGAUAGCAGUCGGUAAAACAGAAACUGACAAAAUUGAGGAAAUGAAACGAGAUAUAUCAUUUCUCAAUUCUAUUAUAGCAGAGCAGUAUAAGAAAGAGAAAGACUUGAAAGAACAAAUUGCAAUUCUCAAUUCAUUGCCUGCAAAUGAAAUAAUAACGGAACUUCAUCGUAAAACACAGGAUGUCCCACUACGAUCAUAUUGUGAUAUAUGUGAAGUAUUUGAUUUGCAUGAUACUACCGAUUGUCCAACACAAGCGAUGGAUUUGGAAGAAGAACCAAUUCGUGAGAAAAACAAAAAGGUGAAACCACAAGCGCGGCCCUAUUGUGAGCAGUGUGAAGAAUUUGGACAUGAUACGAAUAAUUGCUCAAAAAUGCAAACUGAAAAGCCGAAAUCGAAAGAUUAUACAUUUUAA